Molecule: messenger RNA, 2455 nt
Organism: Pelodiscus sinensis (Chinese soft-shelled turtle)
Lineage: Eukaryota; Metazoa; Chordata; Testudines; Trionychidae
Source: RefSeq, a predicted model, not a curated record
CUGUUAACAGCUGUUUAACAAAUCUAGGAAAAGAUUUUGAAUCGUCUCUUACUGUGACGGCUUCACAAUGUCCAAGUUCAUCUACUUACCUUUUAUUGUGUUACUGUCGAGUGUUUUGCUGACUGAACAGGCUUCAGAACCCAAUUGCGCUGGCAUUGCUGACUUUGAUAAUUGCUUGGAUAAUACAGAAGGCUUCUGCCCAAAUGAUGUUGCUUGCGGAUGUAAAGACAGCAAACCUUAUUGCAAAUGCCCUUACUACCGAGGUCUCUGGGGAGAUUACUGGUACAUGGGUCACAAAUGUGAACAACUCUGGAAUACUUUGGACUUGAUUUUAGUAACUGUACUUCCUGCAGUAGCAUUGGCUUUCCUGGUUGGUGUAAUUAUACAGUGUGUUUACUACUGUAAAAACAAGUCAAAUAAAAGCGAUAAAAGAUCUAGGAAACAGGCAAGACAAAGAGAACUUGAGUCACAGCAGAAUCCUGUGUUUGUUCCUGAGGUGGCUGAUAACUCGAGAUAUGUUUCUCAUCCACAAUUGUCUCAGGAUAACUGGACCACAGAUAAUAUUAAAAUGCCAAAAGCUCAACUGAAAAACCAAAGUUUUGUCCAACCAGGUGAAGUAGGAAGCUCCAGCUAUAUACCACAUCAGCCAUCAGGAAGACCAGUGCCAACAGCAGAUAGUUAUUUUGGCUUCCAAUCUCAUCAGCAUAACCAGAACAGUCAUUUUCCUGAUGUGGAUUAUGAAGAGAAUGGCCCCACUCCAGUUCUACCUGGGAGGCAAUUUCCUAAAUCUGGCAUACCAGAAUUUUCUAGAUUUGACAGGUUUCAGAGUGUUGCUCAACCAAUGGCCAAUCCAAACUCAGGAAGACCAGGAAGACCUUAUGAAAUUGGACGCUUGCAGAAAUAUAUAUAACUACAAGAAAGCUUUAUAAGAAAGGGAACAAAUAUGGAAUAUUACUCAUUGUAAAACAAAAUUCAGGUUGUUUCUGAAAAUUCAGGUUCUUCUUUUGUUUCCUAUCUGAUUGAAAUAGUCCUAACUUUGUUUCUGAAGACUUGCGUGCACAGAUGGAAAUCUAAGUAGAGCCCAAACUGUUGCAUAUCUGUCAAAACAUCAAGAUUUUUUUAUGCUCACUAAAUGAAUUUUGUGCAUGCAUGACGGGAAAGGUUACACACUUCCCUCCUACAGAAUAACUCAUAAGAAAGAAAAAGAUGCUUCUAGGUUAACACAAAAAUCCAUGAGAAAUCCAACAUUCUUUCUCCAAGAGGACGAUCUAGAGUCGCAUGAAGGAGAGAGGAAUCGUGGUGACCAAUCAGCCCAAUGUUCCACAAGAAAUACUGUUUCUAGUUAAGGGAGAUUGGGGAAGAGAGAUGGUGGUUUGCAUCUGAGUGUUGCUUUUCAUCCCUCUGUCUUCUUUGUGGAGUUUCUUCCACCGCCAUGGUGUCAUAAAUAAAGCCUUGUGCAGAUACAAAAUUUGUAUCCGCAUCUGUAUCCCUAAAAAUUAGCUAUGGGUUUCCACAUUGACAUCUGCAGAUGUAGAUACUCAUGGAUAUAAAGUGGAUAUCUGCAAAUUUGCAGGAUUCUAGAUACAAAAUUUCUAUCCACAUCCAUAUCCACAAAAAUGAGCUGCAGAUAUCUGCAUUCACAGAUGCAGAUAUCAGCGGAAAUAAAGCGGAUAGCCACAGAUUUGCACGGCUCUAAUCAUAAGGCAUAUUUCUACUCCCCUACAUGGGACUGAAGACAUGGAACAGAAGUUAAUGCUAUUGAGAGGAACAUUAAGUCCCAUAAGGUUUUGUUUUCUGAAAUUACACAAGUUCCUUGUGACAAUGUGUCAUGUAAAAUGGUUGCUCCCAUACUCUGACUUCUUCACAUUUCUCAUUUCCUUAAAGCACAAGAAUUUACAGAAACCUAAUUACAAAUUGGGAUUGUAAACUAAAUCUUUAAUGUUGUACAUACUGACUACUUACAGAAUUAGAAGGCUAAAAUCUAUUAAUACAAUGCAAACCCAGUGACUUCAGUUAGUUUUGCAUGAGUGUAGAGAAGCAAAUUUAGCUAGAGAUUCCAGUAAAUGCAAGAAUUAAGUUCAACAAAAUUCUGUAUAAACUUCCCCUUUGUUCCUUUUUAUGGAUCCACUAUCUUCUCCUGAUCUGUAGCACUGGACAGAUAUUUCUAUAAUCUAACCACUAGUUUAAUCUCAGGGCAAUAUUCUUCUGUCUGCUAACAUGAAACUGCUAAUUUCAGAAACCUGGGCAGAGUUUCCCUGUACUCAAAAUGAUGUCAAACCUCCAUAGUAAUUUGGACAGAGGGAAAAGAGAGGGUAAACUUUUGAGGAACAUGACUCUACAGCUAUCUGUUCAGAAGUUAAUACUGUUUCAAUUGACAUUGCCUCUCUCUGGCUCUUUCUCUAUGGCUACACUGCAGAGAAAAGUCGGAAAAAGAUAUGCAAAAUGCAAACUGCGU